Molecule: messenger RNA, 1566 nt
Organism: Parascedosporium putredinis
Lineage: Eukaryota; Fungi; Ascomycota; Sordariomycetes; Microascales; Microascaceae
Source: the annotation of a GenBank genome assembly
AUGGCCCCGCUCACGAGACCGCUCGCCACCUCCUCACCGAGUAUCCUUAAAACCGGCCCUCGAAACCGCUACUUGUCUCUUUCCACAUGUCGGUCGGCUCAUCGUCGUAGUCAGGAUUUUGGCUCCGGCUUCUCCUCGAGUUAUGACCCUGCCAACGAAGGCCGAGGGCCCAUGUUCAAACACAAGGCCAACUAUGGCGUUCCCGAGUUUUACCCUCGCGAUCUGAAAAAGCGAGUCGAUGACUUUGUAGUUGGACAGCAUCGCGCGAAGAAGACGAUAUGCUCGACCAUAUUCAAUCACUACCAAGCCGUGAAACGCCGAGACUACCAGGAAAUUUCCGACCGGAACCACCGGGAGAAGCUUCAGAGACAGCGGGCGAAGGAGCAGUCUGACGAGCCGGCCUAUGACGCCAUCUACCAGACCUACCGCCACGAGUUUAAUGACCCGCAGGCGACCCCGACCGGCCGUCAGGGCGUAGAUGGAGCGCUUUUAGAGAAUCUCUUUGGAGGCGAAACUCUAGAAACCAACCUGCCGGAGCAUGUCAAGAUUGAUAAGAGUAACCUUUUGCUCCUUGGUCCUACGGGUGUCGGAAAGACUUACAUAUUAGAAACCUUGAGCAAGAUGCUCAAUGUGCCCUUUACGAUAUCUGACUGCAAUUCUUUCACCCAAGCUGGAUAUGUCGGCCAGGACGUCGAGACCUGUAUCGAGAGGUUGCUGAUUGAGGCGAAUUACGACGUCGACUUGACCCAGCGGGGAAUCAUAGUUCUGGACGAAUUCGACAAGAUUGCUAGGAAAGACAUCGCGAACGGGAGGGAUGUAGGCGGCGAGGGUGUCCAGCAGGCACUCUUGAAGUUGGUCGAGGGCACCAAAGUCACCAUCACCAUCAAGGACGGCAAGCUGACUCGUGCCACUCCUCCCCCACGACGACUUACAACAGUGCCGGUGCUACCACCGGCCCAGGCUCCCAAUCGCAAUCGCCUCACCCCCACGCCGCCGCCUGGGAGCAGGUCCGAACAGUUCAUCAUCGAUACCAGUAAUAUCCUCUUUGUGUUCUGCGGCGCCUUUGUCGGGCUCGACAAGAUCGUCAUGCGCAGGGUGUCUAAACCUUCCAUGGGCUUCGGCGCCCAGAUCAGCCCGCAGUAUUCUCUGGCGGCAGGAGGCAAUCCCCUCUCCCUCGACGACCUCUACCGCAUCUUGACCGAGCCGCGAAACAGCCUCGUCGCCCAGUACUCGGCCCUCUUCGAGACCUACCCGUCCAAGCUCUUCUUCACCCGCAGGGCCCUCCACGCCAUCGCCGAACGCGCUGCCAAGUCCGAGACGGGCGCGCGUGGCCUCAAGAUGGAGAUGGAGAGGGUGCUGGCCGAGCCCAUCUUCGAUGCUCCCAUGCCCUACAUUCUCAUCACGGAGGCCUGUGUGCGCGGCGAUGAAAAGGCCAUGUACUGGGGCAAGGACGGCAAGUUCGAGCUCGAGAGGCGCCUGAGGGAGGAGGAUGGCGAGGGUGCCCCGGAGACGGGCCCCACUUCCUCGUUCGAACAGCUUAGAGAGGCGGGCGAGAGCGGGGCCUAG